Molecule: messenger RNA, 747 nt
Organism: Mytilus trossulus (common blue mussel)
Lineage: Eukaryota; Metazoa; Mollusca; Bivalvia; Mytilida; Mytilidae
Exons: 1
Molecular function (GO): nucleic acid binding; zinc ion binding
Source: RefSeq, a predicted model, not a curated record
AUGACCGAAAACCACUCAGACGACGAGGACACAUUGCUUUUGCACGAGACACCCGUACAUUCAUGUGCCAAGUCUAGUUCUGUACCACAGAUAAGUGAUCAAACGUUUGAACUUUUUACAUCUUAUUUUGAUAGUAAGAUUUCUUCUCUGAAGAACGAGUUAGUCUCCGGGAACGCCUCCCUACCUUAGAAGCUCAAGAAAGAGGUGUCCGUUAAGCUUAAGGGGGAAGGGAAUCAGAUUCAAUACUCCUUCAACUCAGAUAUAGUUUCCGAAUUGCAGAAACUUCAGAAGCGUACAUCCGCACAAAAUUCCGUUAGCACCAAUUUGAUAUCGAGCCUUAUUCUUAAAAUCAACAGGAGGAAUAAAUUGAUUCGAAUUGACGACAAGUCGCCAGCAGGCUGGUCCACAGUCAGAGAAUACGAAAGUGAUGACCUGGCAUCAGAUUUAGAAGAUGAAAAACGUUUACGGUAAGCAGAAAGCAGGGCCCUCAAGACAAUCAAAUAAAAGAAAACCCGUGGAAAACCUUACUCCAAACCGUCCGCCACCGUUUCUAGACCUGCCAACUCUACUGAUACUAGUAACAGUUACUAUCAGCCUUACAACGCUACUCAGUUGCCCUUUCUGAGGUUCCGUCGCCGCGAGGCGACCCCAUACGACACCUGUUACGAGUGUCACCAAACUGGCCACUUCAAGAGGAACUGCCCAAAAGCAACAAACAAACCAACCUUUGGAAACUUGUCAAAGUGA